This is a messenger RNA of Tyto alba (common barn owl), 4148 nucleotides long. RefSeq names its product pentatricopeptide repeat domain 2 (gene PTCD2). Gene Ontology annotation, cellular component: mitochondrion. NCBI's taxonomy places the organism in Eukaryota, Metazoa, Chordata, Aves, Strigiformes, Tytonidae. The transcript is spliced from 10 exons. The record is from RefSeq and is a predicted model, not a curated record. Bases 2 to 1147 code for a protein of 381 amino acids. Gene Ontology annotation, molecular function: RNA binding; protein binding. Gene Ontology annotation, biological process: multicellular organism development; regulation of mRNA processing; mitochondrion organization.
GAUGGCGGUAGCACUCACCGGCGGCUCCCAGCGGGUGGUGUGGGAGAUGGUGUGGCGCUCGGCGGCUUGUCCUCCCGCCUUGGGCUGCUGGGGCUGUGCGCCUGCAGGGAAGCGGUAUCUGCUAACAGAAUGUGAUAUAAAGUUACAAGAAUUCCAGCAGCUGAAAGUGGCAAUUAGAAAUGAAGUUCAUGGCAAUAAAGAUCUGUAUUUUAAAAGUAUGAAAGAAAAAUUAAAGAAAAAUGGAAUUGUUUUUAAAAAUGAAUUACAAAAAUUGCUGCAUUUAUGUGAGACUUCAUCUGAUGUGGAACUAGCCAGAAAAGUUAUUUACAGGUACCAUGAACAGAAUGGAAUCGCAGACUUAGAUAAUUUUAAAUUUGGGCCCCUCUUUAUGAGGUUAUGUUAUGAGCUGGACCUUGAAAGACCUGCAGUAGAACUUAUCAAAGAUCAGAAUUUGCAUGGUUUUUUCUCAGAGAGUACAUCAUUCCAUAUUUUGAUGACUAUGUUGUUUAAAAAGGGCCGUUUUGAAAGUGCUUUUGAAGUUCUGAUAGAAAUGAAAAAACAAGGUAUACCAUUCAACAAAGAAACCUAUCUACUUGCAUUUGCAAUAUGUUACAAACUGGACAGCUUGGAGUCUUGGAAAGCCUCUGUGAAACUGCUUGAAGAAGCACAGCUAAAAGGUGACACAUUACCACUGCGAGCAUUAUGCUUUGCUGUGGCAACUGCACUGAAACAGAAUUAUGUAGCGCAAGCCAAAUUUUAUUGUUCACAGAUAAUGGAAACGGAAAACAAAUUAUACAGUAAUCUUAAUGUUCUUGUCCAGCUCAGAUCUAGUUCACUAGAAGAAGUAAUCAAGACAUUAGAGGCAGCAGUGGAAGUAGAUUCUCCUCCCUUUGUGAAAAAAAUUGAGUUUUCUGAGCAGGUGCUGGCUACAGUCAGGAAAAAGAUGGAAGAAAACCCUGACCUCUCUGCCAAAUUAAGAGAUAUUUGUACGAAACUACAAACUUCAGGACGGAUAACCAUGUGCACGCUGGAAGACAUGCUUUUCCAGAUUUCUAGUUCAAAAAAGACCCCUGCAAAGCUUUUAAAUCAGAAGCAAUUGGGCUAUCAGGCUGCUAAACCUCUUUGGUCAAAUCUCUUUUUGGAAUAGUUCCGUAUUUGAUGGCAAACUGAACUGCUGUUAGCAUCUCUUAGAAGCCAGGUUCAAAUAAAAUUUCUCCCCUCCUUCACAAUGAGCAAUUGUUUAAGUUGUUUGUGUGAAACGGCAUUUUAAAUGCAGAUCAUGUAGCUUCCAGAUUUCCGUUUUGAUGCUAGAAACAAGUCGCGACUGUGGGUAUUUAUUUGUAUCUUGUUCAGAAAUGGAGUGAUGGAAUGGUUUGAAUUUUUUCCUCGGGCACUUAAAUCAGGAUUUUCCUUUGCUGAACAUCCUGAUGGAAGUGAACAAAAUAGUAUGUAUAUCUGACCUGACUUCUGUGGUUCAUGAGAAGAAAAUUCAGUCUUCAUAAAAUGUAAUGUUCUGACUGAAAGCAUAGAUGCAGUGCAAAGUCUAGAUAAAAGAGUGGGGAAGUGCCUUAACCAUUUAUUCAAAUUCUGUACAUCUCAAGAAAUCAGAGGAAAGCAAGCAUUUUUUGAUCCCUUUAAUAUCUUUUUCUUCAGAAGCAAAAUAUUAGUAUGUUUUUUCAUAUCAAAUGGGAUCAUGGAAAUGCUGUAGGAGGUAGCAUGGUAACCAACUGGUCGUGUUUUCACUUGAAGGAGAUUACUGAAAAAGAGUCUCACAGUGAGUGGCCCCACAUACUGCUUCCUUCAAAUUUUUUGAUACUAAGCCUCCCAGGAUAAGCAGAUCUUGAUAGAAAUUUGCAACUGAAUCCUAACAAGUUUCUUAGAGCAAGCACAAUCAAUUUUUUAGACUGGAAUUAUGUAUCAUCUGCAUAAUUCACUCAUAUGUAGAGUAAGUGAUCGUAAAAGCAGUACAAAGAAGCUUCACGUUGAUGCAUCUUGAAUGACUCCAGGCUAAAUGUGCUUGGUCCUAGUAGUAAAAAGCUGUUUGUAACUAUGAGUCUUGCAUACCCCAAGAUCUUUUCUCAUUCACCAUCUGGAGUAGAAGGAAUUGGAAACAGCCAUACCUUGGGUGUCACUCAGGUACUUUUGGUUUACUUCUGUGUAUGAAGUGAUGAGCCUGUUACAGAACUUAGCAGUCCUGUGAGCACAAGACUUGGUAGAGCCCAGCGUAGUACUCUCCAAGUUGGGCCACCUAAUCUCUCCUUUGGCUUCUUUUCUUUUUAUUUUGUCUCUCUACCUUCCUCAAGCAAAUGUCAGAAUUCAGAGGAUUCUUUCUGUGAAUGAAUCUUUGCAUGCUAUAUGAGACUUUGUUGAAGCCACUGAGUCACUGUGAAGAAACAAGAAUCCAUCCAUGCAGAAAUGCAUCUUUAGCAGGUCAGGGAGUUCCUUCUGAGGCUCUAGUGCUGUAACUCAUUUCUGUUGCCAUUGUGUCUUAUUAAUGCUAAAGUGCACAGAAGUGUUACAGAGUGGAUGGAAUUUCGUGCAAGUGUAACUGAAGAAUAGUUUGUAAUUUGUAUCACUUUUUUGUGAAAUAUGUGCGCACUUUUUACGAGUGGUUGCAUAGGUUAAAGUACUACAUACGUUAGUCUAAGAACACAGCUAAUUACUUCUGUAAUACUGUGUAUCUCAUAAUUACACACAUAAUUCAGGAGUACAGGUGUUUAAUCCUUUUCUUUUCCCUCAGUUGGAAAUUCUUUUAACACUUCCAAUACAAUUUGGACCCUUAAGUAGCUCCCAAUCUUUUCUCCACAAAUAAACUUGAUACAGGAUUUGUGAAAGUUGCUCACAGUGUGGCAAUAAUUAUUUAAAAAAAAAAAAAUUAGAGUGAACCACACUUCAGUUUACUUGGUUGGCACUAUCAGGACAACUGUUUGAUAUAAAAAUACAUUUUGAUAGACAAUAGAAGAUAGUUUGACCCAUCUAGCUUGUUGUAUAGCAAAUAUAUAAGGUCAAUUCUAUUUCGUUUCCUCAUUUGGCACUUUGAAGCUUGUAUUAAUUGCAAGAAGUUUGUUUCCUGACCGAGGCUGUAUCCUACCUGCAUCUGAAGGAAUGAUAACUUCUAUUACAAUUGUCAAUAUAACUGAUGUAUUCUAUUUUUUGUUCUCUUGACUACUUGUUUUCCUGAGGCUGAUUUACUCUAGCUAACUAUUAAGUUGACUAUUUGUUUCGAAGAAACACCAGUUCUUUGUCUUGAGAGAGAAGGGCGAUGCCCUCAAAUAACUAUCAAUACUCCAGUAGAAAAAGAAAGCAGAGACCCAAGAAGGAUUAAAGGGUAGUUCGAAGAAACACAAACAAAAUUCGGACAGUUAAACAUUAGAAUAUUGACGGUUGCUCUGGAAGUGGUAUAGAAAACUGGGAACAUCCUCCCUUAGGAAAAAAGGUAGGAGGAAAGGUUAACUUCUAAUAUUUAUGCAGCUGAUUUCAAACAAAGUCUAAUGUGUUUCAUAAAAGUUGCACAGAGACUUGUUAAUUGGGAAAGCUUGAAUUUGAAUAUCUAUUUAUAAAUUUACCUUUUGGUAUACCAAGGUUCUGAGCACGCUGGCUUUUGUGCAGAAGAGUCUUCAGCCAUGUGCUUAGUUUAGUGUAUUUAGGUGUGCUUGGCUUCUGGCUUCCCAGCACCCAAGAUCAGGAAACCAACUUUGUCUAAAAUUAAGCAAAUACUAAGGAGUUUUGCUGGGUCAGAGUGGCUGGAAUGUGAAGGGCUGAGUUACUAGAGAACAUUUCUUGGAGACAGCCUCAGAGAAUAGGAUGUGCACUACAUUGUAGCCAGUGAAAUAAUUAUACUUUACUUAUGCAGAGUUUUAAUCAAGAGAAGCCAACAUUGUGAAAAUCGAUGAAUAGACCACUUUUUGUGAACAAUCUGGGAAAAAAAAAAAAAAGAAGGCAUUUGCAUUUCAAAGUUAAUUGCUGCAUUUUUUUUUUUCUAGGUUUUGCUACAAGAGACUUCUGUAGGAAAUGCGGCUCAAGUUUUAUGUAGUAAGCAGCUCAGAUGGGGAUCUGAGGGCUCUGUUGAGUGCUGUUAUAUGGGGAGGGAUUGCUGUUUAUCAUAUUCAAAUAUUCUUCCUGCAAUAAAAUUAAACAUGAGUUUUGUA